Drosophila miranda is the source of this 1219-nucleotide messenger RNA. RefSeq names its product midasin-like. The transcript is spliced from 3 exons. Gene Ontology annotation, cellular component: preribosome, large subunit precursor. The record is from RefSeq and is a predicted model, not a curated record. Gene Ontology annotation, biological process: rRNA processing; ribosomal large subunit assembly. Lineage: Eukaryota; Metazoa; Arthropoda; Insecta; Diptera; Drosophilidae. Bases 448 to 1116 code for a protein of 222 amino acids.
CCAACAAAUCGGCCAGCAAUUCGGGACAGAAAUCGCUCUAUUCGCUGCUGGAUAAAUAUCUGUAUACGAUCAACGUUUUGCCGCUUUCCCGCAACGAGCUGUGCAAGGUGGCUGUUGCUGGAGGAUCUGGGUGCCGCCACCCAAGACACCUACACAAUUCUGAACAGUUUGCUGGAGAGGCAGUGCCUGAGCGUUCCCGGCUUUCGCGACUCUGUGAAGAUUGAGCCAGGCUUUCAAUUGUUUGUCACAGUGCGGACCAACAAAUCGGCCAGCAAUUCGGGACAGAAAUCGCUCUAUUCGCUGCUGGAUAAAUAUCUGUAUACGAUCAACGUUUUGCCGCUUUCCCGCAACGAGCUGUGCAAGGUGGUCAGCACCAACUAUCCCAAGCUGGCGACCGUCGCCAAUCGAGUGGUGGACGUGUUCCUUACCUUCUCCAGUGGCAAUCACAUGGCCGCCGACAAUCUGCGUCAGCAGGAUUCGAACGACAAGGCGGACAACACGGAGAAGUACGUGGCGCUGCCCUUUAAGCAGGUCACACUCUCAUCCAGUCCGAACUCGGGCCGCCUGGUCUCGACCCGGGAUCUGGUCAAGCUGUGUCAGCGUUCGAAUGCACAGUUCUCGGUGACCAGCGCCGAGUGUGCCUACUUUAUGUUCCAGAAUGCCGUCGAUGUAUUCUGUUCGUAUCUGCCGCAUAGUAGGGAGAAGAUCACGCUGAUCACGAGCGUCGGCGCCAAGUUGGGCAUCAUUCGCUCCAGAUGCGAGCAUUUCGCUAAUGAAUACAAACCUGAUGUGGAUUUUGGACUGGAGAUUAUCAAGAUCGGACGUGCCAGUCUCCUGGCCAAGUCCGAGCUGCUGUCCAAUAAUGAGAAUGGGGAGCAGCUCUCAGAGCAAGACCUGAAGCGACAGAAACUAACCGAGCAGACCAGGAGGGCCAUCGGGCAGACCAGCGUCAAGCGUGCCACCUUCUCGUUUACACGUCUCGCCCGCUGCAUCUUGGAACGGAUUGCCGUCUGUGUGAGCCAUUCGGAGCCCGUGCAGCUGGUGGGGGAGAAGGGUGUGGCAAGACCUCCGUGCAGUAUCUGGCCGAGCGCACCGAACACAAGCUGGUCGUCGUGAACAUGAACAACCAGUCGGAUGUCUCGGAUCUCGUGGGCGGAUUCAAGCCCGUCGAACUCAACUACGUGCACUUGCUCUGCGAGACCUUCAAUGCCGAGAUGAA